AUGCCGUCCGGUCAGCACUACCAGCCGGAAUCCCAGUCAAGCCGGGGAGGACUCGGUGUGGGAGUCCCACCCAAGCAACCCAAAUUUGCGAAGGAUGCCCCGGAUACCAAGACAAAGAAUUUAGUCAUCCGGCCCCCAGGCGACUUUCUCUGGGUAGAUUAUCAGGAUGACAAGUCCCAAGGUCGUGAAUUAUCUCGUUCUAAACAGGCCUUUGUAAGGACCCGCCAUCAUCGCAUGCGAAGAGAGAAGCAGCUGCAACAAUUAAAAAACCCCACCGAUCAUCAGGGCCCCUCACCGUCCGAUUCAAGUUCUACUACAUCUUCUACCUCCUCUACCUCAUCUGCCUCUUCUGCCUCUUCUACUACGGCCACCGGACCUGCGAGAAGCACUGCUUGUGUGCCCAAGCAUGAAGAAGAUUACGAUGAAGAUGUGCUGGAAUGUCGCAACCACUAUCCAGCAGCCCGGCAAUCCCCAUUAAUAGUUAACUACAUCGAGCCUGGAGUCCUCGAUGGAGGUCCUGCUCUGGCCGUCGCCAUUAACGAAAACCCCAAUAUUUACUUCCAACAUUAUCGAGUUCAUAGCUCAAGAUCCUGCUUCCCACUCUGCUCCAGUGGCGUGGUAUACUGGUUUUGGGAGAGGGCCCUCGAAGAUCCCGCCUUGAUGCAAAUUAAAUUAUCAAUCAGCGCAUCUCACCGUGCUGCGAUUCUCGAGUCAUGUGGUGCUCCAGCAGACAUGAUUCGGAAGCCCGCACAAGAUGCACUUCGCCUCCGCGUUGGAACGCUCAAAUCAGUCCAGGAGCUAUUGCAAAAUAAAACCAAAGUAUACACUGGCUCAACCAUUUUUAUUAUCUCUCAUCUGAUCGUCUCGGAGGGCAUCGAAGCCAAUGUGGAGGCCGUCGAAGCACAUAUAAAUGGCAUGGAGAAAAUAAUUGCUGGGGCAGGUGGAAUGGAUGCCCUUGACUAUGGCAUAUUGUCUAUGGUUUAUAGCUGUGCAUUCGUUCGGGGAAUGAUAACUCAAGCACCGCCGGCGCUUUACAUGUGUUCUAAAUUCCAGAACAGAGUUUUCAAAGAAUCCGCUUUUUUCAAGCUGAACAGUCGAUUUACAAAACUAUCCCGGUUCUCCAAGCUCGGCACCAGUUUCCUCAACUCACCUUGGUCUACAGAUAUUCCGCCCAUGUUCAAGUCGAUCAUCUCUCUGUUCCAGCAGCUGGUAACCUAUUACGAGAGUUUGGACAUCGUCGUUGCCGACCCAAUGUCCGUUGAGAAUGACUGUUUACUUUUCUUGGGUUAUCGGCUACUGGGUCUUCCGUACCAGUGUGAGCUAUCGCCGUUUCAAGAAACGCUGCGACUCGCGAUUUUGGCCUACGCUUCUGUAAGAGUUUGGAGCUUCUACGGCAUGUCUUGUCUGGAGUCUCUUGCCGAGACACUGCGACAAAGCCUGGUCGAGAGUCUUCCGGUGAUUCGAAGCACUGCUCCUGAUCUGCUGUUCUGGGUUCUCUUCAUAGGUAGUCUUGCAUCCAGAGGGAUGAGGUGCCAUUCGUGGUUCCUGACUCGCCUCGUGGAUGUGGCAGACCAAUUAGGGCUGGAAGGUUGGGGAAGUGCGCUUCCGAUAUUAGAGAGGUUUUUCUUCGUCUGUCGGUCGAAAGAUGAACCCGCCAAAGAGAUGUGGAACUCUGCCUUCCGGUGA
Messenger RNA from Penicillium manginii, 1686 nucleotides. RefSeq lists its product as uncharacterized. The record is from RefSeq and is a predicted model, not a curated record. The transcript has 4 exons. Bases 1 to 1686 code for a protein of 561 amino acids. NCBI's taxonomy places the organism in Eukaryota, Fungi, Ascomycota, Eurotiomycetes, Eurotiales, Aspergillaceae.